UCCAUCUUGAAAAGGUGAGACAGGAAAACAAACCUGGCUAAUUUCAUAAUCACCUGUUAAUUAGGACAAACAAGGACAAGGAAGAGCACAGCUUCUGAUGACAGCGCCCUUAGCAGGGUAUAAAAGGGGACCUGGGGCAAGUGGACUUCCAAACCUUCCAACCCACCUUCCUGAAAACUCACUCCGAACCUCCACCCUCCGACACCAUGGUCAACUCCUGUAGCUCCGUCUGCUCUGACCAGGGCUGUGGCCAAGGCUGCUGCCAGGAGACCUGCUGCCGCCCCAGCUGCUGCCAGACCACCUGCUGCCGCCCCACCUGCUGUGGCUCCAGCUGCUGUGGCUCCAGCUGCUGCAGGCCUACCUGCUGCACCACUAGCUGCUGCCGCCCCACCUGCUGUGGUUCUAGCUGCUGCCGCCCCACCUGCUGUGGCUCCUGCUGUGGCUCCAGCUGCUGUGGCUCCAGCUGCUGCAGGCCUACCUGCUGCAUCACUAGCUGCUGCCGCCCCACCUGCUGCCGCCCCUGCUGUGUCUGCUGCCGCCCCACCUGCUGCCGCCCCUGCUGUGUGUCCAGCUGCUGCCGUCCCAGCUGCUGCCCGACCAUCUGUUGCAAGACCACCUGCUGCCGCCCCACCUGCUGCCAGACCCCCUGCUGCCGCCCAGUCUGCUCCAGCGGUUCCUGCUGCUGACUGCCCUGACCUGUGCCCACUGGUUUCCGUCAGCCCGUCUUCUUGAUGUAGUUUAACUGAUCUGAGUCAUGAGAGGCCAAGUGUCAAAACUCAGUUCCAACUGAUUCUUAAGCUGACUUUGGCCUCCAAAUGUACUGCCUCCUCCCCUCCUUC
Pipistrellus kuhlii (Kuhl's pipistrelle) is the source of this 839-nucleotide messenger RNA. RefSeq names its product keratin-associated protein 4-12. The record is from RefSeq and is a predicted model, not a curated record. The coding region runs from base 207 to 686 and encodes 159 amino acids. The transcript has 2 exons. NCBI's taxonomy places the organism in Eukaryota, Metazoa, Chordata, Mammalia, Chiroptera, Vespertilionidae. Gene Ontology annotation, cellular component: keratin filament.